Helianthus annuus (common sunflower) is the source of this 725-nucleotide messenger RNA. RefSeq names its product small ubiquitin-related modifier 1-like. The transcript has 3 exons. The coding region runs from base 245 to 544 and encodes 99 amino acids. Gene Ontology annotation, cellular component: nucleus. The record is from RefSeq and is a predicted model, not a curated record. Gene Ontology annotation, biological process: protein sumoylation. Lineage: Eukaryota; Viridiplantae; Streptophyta; Magnoliopsida; Asterales; Asteraceae. Gene Ontology annotation, molecular function: protein tag activity; ubiquitin-like protein ligase binding.
GUAGUCGGAGAUAAGUGGUCGGGAAUGGUUGCUUGAAUGCCUAUAUCAUUCAAAUUUCCAAACAAAUAGAAAAUCACAAAUUCGAUAUUGGAACUCGAAUAGAAUUUCGAACUUUUCGUAUAAGUAUUAUUAUUAUUAUCCGUAAAUACCAACCGUCCGAUCCGAAUCCCUCGCUUUCUACUAGAAAAGGCAGGCGUGUAGGGCAGAGUUGAAGAAUCAAUCGUUAAUCAAGCGGCCGGAAAGUAUGUCAGGUGUCAACAACGACGAAGAUAAGAAGCCCGCCACCGUCGAUCAAGGUGCUCACAUCAAUUUGAAAGUCAAAAGCCAGGAUGGUAAUGAAGUGUUCUUCAGGAUCAAAAGGAGCACACAGCUGAAGAAGCUUAUGAAUGCUUACUGUGAUCGACAGUCUGUCGAGCUUAAUGCUAUUGCUUUCUUGUUCGAUGGCCGUCGCCUUCGAGCCGAGCAGACCCCUGAUGAGCUCGAAAUGGAAGAAGGUGAUGAGAUAGAUGCAAUGCUUCAUCAAACAGGAGGUACAUCUGGGUGAUGUUUGGAUGUAGAGUGUUGUAUGGUUUUGUGUCUGGUAGAAAUACUAGUUGAACUUUGUUGAUUCUGGUUGGUCUUGUUUUGUGAGGUCUUUCUCUGGUAAACUUUACGUGUUAACAUGCAUUUGCUUGUUUUACCUUUGCGGUUGUUUUAUUUUAAAGAUUAUGUUAUUUGCGUACGAA